This is a messenger RNA of Rotaria sordida, 1539 nucleotides long. The record is from the annotation of a GenBank genome assembly. NCBI's taxonomy places the organism in Eukaryota, Metazoa, Rotifera, Eurotatoria, Philodinida, Philodinidae.
AUGAUUCUAUUCAUAUUUUUAUAUACCAUUGUCGGACUAAUUUUUUUCAUUUUCUUCUUUAUUUAUUGGAAAUUAAUUCGUCCACAAAAACGUUUCUACGAUAUAUUUCGUAGUCAAGGUGUAUCAUGUGAACCGUUCGUACCAUUUGUUGGUCAAUUAUCUGAUAUACGUCGUGCGUCUGAAAAUGAUGAUGCAUUGAAUUAUCGAAUGAAACUUGUUCGAAAACAUGGUUAUGUUUAUGUAAUAGGUUUCGGUCCAUCAAUACGUUUAAUUGUAAUGGAACCAGAUAUGCUUGCUGAUGUUUUUGGUCGAUCACAUGCACAAGAUUAUAGAAAGCCAAUUGGUACUGACAGCUUUUUUAAACCAUUAAUUGGUGUACAUAAUCUAUUAGUUAGCGAAGGAUCAGAACAUGAACGUGCACGAAAAAUGCUUAAUCCAGCUUUUCAUUUUAUCAAACUACAAUCAAUGAUUUCUAUAAUGGUGAAUCAGACUAACAAGGCUAUUGAUGAAAUUCUUUUAUUAUCAACUGAACAUCAAAUCAUCGAUUUACAGACAGAAUUAAAUACUUUAACAUUAAGUAUUAUUGCAUCGUGUGCAUUUGGUAAAUGUUUUGAAACUAUGGCUAAUGCGAAACAAAUUGUAUGCCGAACAUUUACUGAACUAUUGGAAGCGAUACAAUAUCGAACAGUGCGAAUGAUCGAUCAAAUACCUGUCAUUUCACAACUGCCAUUUUGGCGUAAAAAUAUUUUAGAUAAGGGUUCACGAGAAAUUUCAAAAUUUGUCGAUCAAAUUAUUGCUGAUCGUCGACAUAAUCGAUCAACUAGUUUAUCUUCUGGGGAAGAUAUUCUUGAUCUUCUUCUUUCAGCUGUCGAUACUCAAGGACAACCAUUUAAUGACCAAGAAAUUAAAGAUCAAGCAUUAACGUUUGUACUCGCUGGUCAUGAAACAACAGGUAAUUUAAUGGCAUGGACUAUGUAUGUAUUAAUGACAAAUGAACAAGUAUUACAAGCUUGUCGAGAUGAAGUCGAUAGAGUACUACCUAAUGGUAUUGAACCUACUUAUGAGAAUAUAAAUGACCUAAUCAUAUGCGAAGCUGUUCUACAAGAAGCCCUUCGUCUAUAUCCCCCAGCACCUUUUAUUUCACGAAGAUGUAUGCAUGAACAUUAUAUAGGUAGUGAAGGUCAUCGUCAAAUACGUAUUCCUGUUGGAGCAGUAAUUGUCGUUAAUACUUAUAUUCUUCAUCGACGAGAAGAAUUUUGGUCUCGACCACUUGAAUUUGAUUAUACUCGUUGGAUUCGAGAUCCUGUAACAGGUCUUAAACCAAAAUUAGCUCAUCCAUUUAGUUAUUUACCAUUUGCGGCUGGAUCACGUAACUGUAUUGGACAAAAUUUUGCUCUACUUGAAGCUAAAAUUAUGUUAGCUAUGCUUGUACAACGAUGUAAUUUUGAAUUAGAACCUGGUCAAAAAAUUGUACCUGAGGUUCGUAUUACAAUGCGAUCUAAGUAUGGGUUACGAGCAAGAAUUACUAAACGCUCUUGA